Molecule: messenger RNA, 13215 nt
Organism: Pecten maximus
Lineage: Eukaryota; Metazoa; Mollusca; Bivalvia; Pectinida; Pectinidae
Product: serine/threonine-protein kinase MRCK alpha-like
Exons: 43
Coding region: 1-5367 (1788 amino acids)
Biological process (GO): peptidyl-threonine phosphorylation; actomyosin structure organization
Cellular component (GO): cytoplasm; cytoskeleton
Molecular function (GO): protein binding; protein serine/threonine kinase activity; ATP binding
Source: RefSeq, a predicted model, not a curated record
AUGAUGUCUGCCGAGGAGAGAUUGAAGAGGCUCGGACAGCUGUAUGUUGGGGGGGUGCAACAUAGCAAUGGCCAAGCCCUCAGCCUCGAGAGUCUCCUCGAUGUUCUUAUUGUUCUCUACGACGAGUGCUGCAGUUCCACUCUUCGGAGAGAGAAGAAUAUAUCUGAGUUUGUCGAAUUUGCCAAGCCAGUUGUCAACAAGAUCAAACAGUACAGGCUUCACCGAGAUGAUUUUGAGACAAUCAGGAUUAUCGGCAGAGGUGCUUUUGGAGAGGUGGCAGUGGUUAAGUUGAAGUCAACAGACCAGGUUUUUGCAAUGAAAAUCCUCAAUAAAUGGGAGAUGCUGAAACGAGCAGAAACUGCUUGUUUCAAAGAAGAACGAGAUGUGCUGGUCUAUGGUGACCGCCACUGGAUCACAAAUCUCCAUUAUGCAUUUCAAGAUGACAACUUCCUGUACCUUGUGAUGGACUAUUACUGUGGAGGUGACCUUCUAACACUACUGAGCAAGUUUGAGGAUCGUCUCCCAGAAGACAUGGCCAAGUUUUACAUCGCUGAGAUGGUGUUGGCUAUUAGUUCUAUUCACAAGUUAUGCUAUGUGCAUAGGGAUAUAAAACCAGACAAUGUUCUCAUAGAUCAAAGUGGACAUAUAGUGCUAGCGGAUUUUGGUUCGUGUCUUCGUCUUCUGGAAGAUGGAACGGUGCAGUCUUCAGUGGCAGUUGGUACACCAGAUUACAUCUCUCCAGAAAUUCUUCGAGCUAUGGAGGAUGGCCAUGGCCGAUAUGGCCCCGAGUGUGACUGGUGGUCAUUGGGAGUCUGUAUGUACGAGAUGUUGUAUGGAGAAACACCAUUCUAUGCAGAAUCUCUAGUGGAAACUUAUGGCAAGAUCAUGAACCAUCAGACGCGGUUUGAAUUCCCUGAUGAUGUAGAUGAUAUUUCCGAUGAUGCCAAAGAUCUGUUGAAGUUACUCAUAUGUGGUGCAGACAAACGAUUAGGGAAGAAUGGAUUGGAUGACUUCAAAAAUCAUCCCUGGUUUGAAGGCAUUGAUUGGGAGAAUAUCCGUACCAUGACACCACCCUAUGUCCCUGAAGUGAGCAGCCCUACAGACACUUCCAAUUUUGAUGUUGAUGAUGCUGACUUCAGACAUACUGAUUCAGUACCACCAAUAUCAAAUGCUGCAUUCAAAGGUCAUCAUCUUCCGUUUGUGGGAUUUUCCUUUACGUCAGAGUCACAAAUUUCAGACCUUGGAACACUUCAGGAUGUAAGCGAGAUGGAUUCGGAGAAGUUAGAAACUUUAGCUGCUGAGGCUUUUGAGCGAAAGAUAAAAGUUUUAGAAAAAGAGAACAAGGAACUACAAAGGAAAUUACAGGAUACUAGUAUGACAAUACAGAAGCUCAACAGUGGUGAGAUGAGUAGUACUGCUGCCGCUGCGGCUGCUGGUGCUGCCGAAUCUGAGGUUCGCCAACUCAAGGAAGAGAUUGCUGUGUUACAUAAAGUUGUCUCAGAGUCACAAACUGAGAUCAGUGCUGUUGAACAGGAGCUCAAGCGGGCCAUUGACAGCAAACAUGACCUGGAAAAACGCAUUAGGCUUUUAGACGAGGAAAAAUCUGCUCUUGAAAAGGAACUUCAAGAUUUUCGUGACAAAUACAAACAACAAGCGAGAGAGCUGAAGGAGGCCCUUGCUAAACAAAAGAUAGCCAUAGAACAAUACACAGAUUCUAAUGACUCGUUAUUAAAAUCCCAAGCAAGAGUUAAGGAGCUUACGAGGGAGUUUCGAAACAAAGACGAGGAGAUGGAAGAGUACAAAAGGAAGGCAGAUAGCAUGAAGAAUGAACGGAGGAGAGCAGAAAAGUCAAUAUUAGAGCUACAAAAUCAAUCUGACGAAUAUCGAUCCGAGGCAAGUAAGGAAAGGAAACUGAAGGAAAGAGCAGAGGCUUUUUCAAGGGAGUUAGAACAAGAAAUAGAAAGUAUGAAACGGAAACAACUAGGAAGGGCAUCCAACACUUCUACUUUAGAACUAACACAAGAAGUUUCAAGAUUAAAAACAGAAAUGGAACGGAAGGAGGUAGAACAAGAGGAAAAAAUAGCUAGAGUUUUAUCCAAGCACCAGACUGAACUUAGUGAUAGACAAUUUCUAAUGUCAGAACUGGAGUUAAAAACCAAAGAAAUUACCAAAGAAAAUGUGACAUUAAAACAAAAACUUAGUAAUCAAGCUUCUGUGGAUGAGUUACAAGCAGAAUUACAAAGACUUAAGUUACAAUCUGAUCAUUCUGGUCGAGAACAAUCUGUGAUGCAAGAAGAGAAUUCCAGAUUAAAGGAAGAAUUAGCAUUCCAAGAAUCUGCGCUGAAUUCCUUGGUACAAGAGAAGAACUCAUUGGAACAGGAAUUGCGAGAUAUCUUUGAAAAGAGGGAGUCGGUUGCCCAGUGGGAAGCACAGAUUUCAGAAAUCAUUAAGUGGGUGAGCGAUGAAAAAGAUGCUAGAGGCUACCUACAAGCUCUGGCUAGCAAAAUGACAGAGGAGUUAGAAAAUCUCAAAGUGAUGGGAGUGUCCGAUGAUUCGAAUCGGCAGCGGUGGCGAAACCGGCGUUCCCAAAGACUCGAUAAGAUGGAACUGCUGAACCUACAGUCAAGUCUGCAGAGUGAGAUUCAAGCCAAACAACAAAUCAGUGAGGAGCUUAAUAAGGUCAAGGCUGCUAACGUUGCUGGAGAGACUAAGAUCCUAGAACUGGAGGCUAUAAUUGACAAGCUGAAGAAGGAUCAUGAGGAUCUCCAGGACGACUUAAACAGAAUGGAGAGACCUGGUGAUUCCAGUCUGAUGAACUUUUUCAAGGGUCAUUUUUCUCUUCUAAAUGAUUCUGAGAAUGACAGCAUGGCUGAUGAAGAUAGUGUUAGUGAGGAUGCGCUAUCUAGGACAGACUCACGGACAGAUUCACGAUCAGACUUGCAGUUUGGCUCAGAGUCUACAAGUGACAGUAUAGCAAACACCAACAUGUCUGCAAACCAGGUGUCAACAUCUGAGCAGGUGUAUGAUCAGCCCUGGGGUGCCAGUAAGGUGGGCUCAACACCACAACAGAAGGUGCACAACUUCACCAUGAAGACGUUCACCACACCAUUCAGGUGUAACCAGUGUACAUCGCUCAUGAUCGGCGUCCAGAGGCAGGGCACAGUGUGUGAAGAAUGUGGAUACACCUGCCAUGUACAUUGUAUAGAGAAGGCACCAAACAUUUGUCCUGUACCACCAGAUCAGACAAAACGACGUUUAGGAAUAGAUGUAUAUAAGGGCAUAGGGACAGCCUAUGAAGGAUAUGUUCGUGUGCCAAGAUUUGGAGGAAUAAAGAAGGGAUGGGUCAAACAGUUUGUUGUAGUCUGUGAUUUUAAAUUAUUUUUAUAUGACAACAUUUAUCCUGACCGGAAUUCUCCCAGUCAUAUAGUCCAGCAAAUCCUAGAUAUGAGAGAUGAGGAUUUUUCCGUCAGUCCAGUGCUACCUUCAGAUGUGAUACAUGCCAACAAAAAAGAUAUACCUUGCAUAUUUAGAGUAACAACUUCUGAGAUGAAUCCACCAGGAAGUAAACAUCAAGUUCUAAUGUUGGCUGAAAGUGAACAGGAACGACAUCGUUGGGUUGGUGCUCUCAAUGAGUUGCACAAACUUCUACGCAAGAAUAAACUGCCUGAUAAAGUAGCCUUCCAAGCCCAGGAGGUGUAUGACAACUCCUUGUCUCUAGUGAAGAGUUGCUUGUCGGCCGUUAUCCUGGAACCUGACAGAAUCCUGAUGGGGACUGAAGAGGGAUUGUAUGUGGCACAGUUGAACAAAGAUGUGCUGAUCCGCAUUGGAGACCGUAGUGAAAAGAAGACUGUCUAUCAGUUGGAGUUGGUUCUGGAGGAACAACUAGUGGUAUUCAUUAGUGGUCGACAGAAGCAUAUCAAGUUACUGCAUGUGUCAGCAUUGGAGGGACAUGAUGGCGAUCCUGUGAAGAUCCCGGAGAGUAAGGGAUGCAGUGUGUUCUGUACAGGACUUAUCCGACAGAGCUGCUGUUCGUGUCUAUGUGUAGCUAUUAAACGGACUAUACAGGUGUACGAACUCAACAAGACACGCCAGAAGUAUAGGAAAAUGAAAGACAUUCAGGUCCCGGGACAAGUGCAGUUUAUAGAAAUUAUGAAUGAAAGACUUUGUGUGGGUUACCCGUCAUACUUUGCAAUUUACAGUGUCACAGGUGAUGCCGCACCAAUGACACUUGUGAAUUCUGAGGACUCAAGUCUGCAGUUUGUGAUACAGUCGCAACAAAACUCCCUGCAGGCAGUGGAGUUGUCUCCCAAGGAGUACUUAUUAGUAUUUAGUGUUUCGGGCAUAUAUGUAGACAACAAUGGUAGAAGAAGUAGAGCCCAAGAACUCAUGUGGCCUGCUCCUCCAACAGCAGUUGCAUUCAGCGAUCCCUACCUCAUGUGCUAUUCAGAAAAUGCCAUAUUUGUGUUCGAUGUUCAUACAGCAGAAUGGAUCCAGACUAUGUGCUUGAAAAAGACAAAGCCCCUAAACAGGGAUGGCUCGCUGAACAUGAUGAAUAUGAUGGACUCUCAACACAUCAUCCACUUCAAGAACGUCCACCAGGAAGAAGAAAGGCUAGCCAUUAAAGAAAUCUUCAAGAACAGGAGCGUCAACAGAAACAAGAGGAGAUUCUCUUUCAAGACAAGAGAAGAUCAUGAUCGGGGCGCCAAGGGGCCCGAGCGUCGAUCUCGUGAAAUUUCUGCACCAAUAUCAUUCAGCCAUGUAGCCCACAUGGGUCCAGAUCAGGUCUUUUCUUCAAGCAUACCAAUACCAGUUACAGUAACCCACGGCCAGUCUGAGAGAAAAUCACGCAUUAUCUCUGGUCCAACAAACUUUACCCAUGUGGCUCAUAUGGGUACAAACAUGGACAUGAAGUCCCUCAUAGAUCUUCCAAAGCCUGCUGGAUCAACUAGCACUCCAGUCGUGGAGAGAACACCCCCCGACUCUACCAUACAAAGGGUACGAAACAUCUUUCACCCUAGUAUGAAGUCUGUGCAAGAAGCUCAGAUGAGGGGCUCCCGGUCACAACCCAACGGAAGUGCAAGGCGUGAAUCGCCAUCCAAAGUUGGAGGUGGGGCACGUCCCACGUCUUCCACCUCCUCCAUCUCUGAUAGUCCCGAAUUGCCCUCUCACCACGACCAGUCCGCCUUCAGCGACGUCACCAGCAACAUGUUUGAGGAUGGGGAUGGGUUUGAGCGGCCACGUAUGCGCCUGUCUCUGGCCUCCACCAACAGUAACUUCAGUAGUCCCCCUCACUCAACUAGUGGCAGCAUAUCUGAGGACCGUGACCCCGGCGACAAUGACCAGGAGGUUGACUGUACUCGUCUCUGAUUGGCCAGAGUGUGACCCCAGGUCACCGGUAUAUCCAGAUGCAGCCCUGGUGAUAUCACACCAUGACUGGUUGUUUGAUGUGUGGUCUCCAGUCCCAAGUGUCAGCUGUACAGAGCCAUCCCAGCGAUGUUAAUUCUUCUGGACACAAGUUAUUGGUUACAGUCUGUGGUAGUUACUAUGCCAAGGCAGACACAUCAUAUUUACAACACUCAGCCCUGAGCCAAGAAAACAGGAAAUGCAGCAUUUUCACAUCUACAAAACAAAGCUCUGAGAUGCUUGCUUACUGCUGAUGAUUAACCUACUCCGUAUUAUUCCCAUAUAUAUUUAGUCCUAUUAUAUACCUGUAGCAGACCCACUGUGUCUACCACUCACAAGUUCUGAUUUUCCCCAUUAUAUAUUGGAGUCAGCCAUUUUGUCUUUAUUUCUGUAAGACUUUGAUACAAAUUUAACUCCCCAAACAUUUAACAGAAAUAUGUAGGAAACAAUAUUUUGUAGUGUUAAAAACCAAAAUAAUUGUUUAGCCUAGUACAAUAUUAUUUAUCAUGGAAAAUUUUUGAGAUCUUUAACCAUAUUUGUAAAGAAAACAUAUAACAUGUAUUUAUAUAAGGGACUAUCAUAAUUGGAUGGCUUAAAAUUUACACUGCAUAUUCCUAUUUAAGGAGUGAUUAUUUAGUGUUGCCCUUUGUAAGGAGUGAUCUCGGGUGUUAUUUGGUUGUUGUAUACAAUAUAGUUAGCCUACAUAUUGCCGCCAUUACAGUUAAACCUGUCUCAUUCUGGUGUGACCAUCAAGGUUUUUAUUCUGUGAUGUGACACAAUUCAGUCAGUUUGUAUCAUCACUGCCAUUGAAUCAUCCUGUCAUUUGUGUCAAAAACCUCACCACCUGUAAUAUUUAUAGCCUUCCUGGGACUGUAAACUGUAGUCCUGAAUUUGAGACGAAGUUGGACAUUAAACAGGUUUUCCUUGAUAUCAAGCUAGUAAGGAAUUUUAUUCAGGUUAGAUAUUUCAAAUAUCUUAUAUGGAAUAUUUGUCAUGUGAUUUAAUUCAUUUGACGGUAUUGUUGUGCAUUGGUCCUUUAGGACAUAAAUAUCUAGAUUUUUUUAUAUCAAUGAUGGUAUUCUGCAAAGAAAUUUAUAACGAGCCUGGAGUUCACAUAUUGAUUACAUACUAAUGCGUUUUAAUUUCAUUAUGUCAUCAUAUUUAGAUGAAAGAUUAAUUUACUAAAUACCAUAAGUAAAAAUACCGAUAUACUUAACAAUAAUGUAUAAAUUAUUAUCAAAGAACAUUAUAUCAAAGGACAUGUAAAAUUAAUAAACUCAUCUAGUUAUAUCAAUAACUUCUAUAAUCUAAACCAGAAAAUGACUUUGUGUCAUUCUUGAAUAAUGACUUAAAUACUGAUGUUCGGGUAUUCAGACUGGGAUGUGAAAUGACGGGAUAGUCUUCAUACCAGCACAACAUACUAUACCAGUGCUGAUUUAGGUAGUUUCAUUUGCCUUUUAUCAGUACUGUAUAUAUGUAUAUCACAGACUGGCAACCUAACCCACGAUGUUCUAGGUCAAACUUUCUACAGUAACAUGUACUUCUCAAAGAUAUCAAUAAUUCACAUUUCUCUAAUGUUGGACUGGUGUCAAGUUGAUGAUUUAUUUAAGAUUUCCAUGCAUUGGUAGAAAAGGGACAUACAAUGAAUCCUAGCUGACUUACAAGGUGAAAAAAUGGCUUGACAAUAAAUUGCAACUUUGGUGUAUUUCAUUUAUAUGGAAUAGGAUCUCAGAAAGUUGGGAUCACUGUGAACAUAGGAUUUUAUGAUGAGUAAUAAUGUGGAAUAGUGCAAAUACUUCUUCUGUAACUCUGACCUACCUGUCAAGGAUAGGUUAGCAACUUAUCAAUGCAUGAUAUCUUAAAACUACUCUUUAAAACAAAAUCUCCUAUCCAAAUUAAAUGGCUGUUAUAAAGAGUGUGACUCUUAGUGCUUUAGCCUGUGUUCCCAGAUAAGUUGAAACGCAUCAUGCUUUAUAUAUAUAAAUAUAUAUAAUAUAUCAUACGACAAAUCCUGUUGGGAUAUUGUAUAGAUCUUAAGGCUUUAGUAGGUCACACUGUAGCUUGUACAUAUAGAUGUAUUUAAACCACUAAAAUGUUAAUAGCAUCACACUAUUCAGCCUUAAUCAUGUACAGAUGUAUAUUAAUGUAGUGUCUGUAAUGAAGUCUUGCAUAUAUGUAAAUGUUCUGUACAUAGUAAUCAGCUAUUGUUGAUAAGUGAAUUUGCCAAAAACCCUAUGUUUUUCUGUUUAAUCGAUCAAUGACUGAGUGAGUUUGAGAUGCGUGGUGUGACACCAGGAGUUACUGUGAGAUUGCCCCUUCCUCUGUAUCACAUAAUUAUCAGUGUUUUACGGUACAUGUGAUAACCACGUGAUGAUUUCAGUGCUGUGAUCGCUUUUCUUGCCGAGGGUCACCAUUACCAUAUCACCUGCUGUUAUAAUUACAUACAGACUUCAUUCAUGUUGAGUUUAAUGUUCAAGUAACAACACCUGCAGACCUACAUCACAUCAAAAGAGAUGGGCUUUCAUUUGUAACAUUGUUUUGUUUCAAUUUGUAAAAAUUGUUUAGUAUCCGAUCCAUGAACCUUUAGAUUGUUAACAGGUUAUAAGAAAGUAAGAAAGUUGAAUAUUUGGGGAAAUUAGCAUAAUUUAAAAAAAAUAUUAUAAAUGUAAUGUAUGUGUUAUAUUUGUGUAAAUUAAGAAGUGUUCUCUUCAUGAGGUGUAGAACAGGUGAGUGAUACAGACCCAUUAGGCCUCUUGUAAUUGUGUAAUUGUAGAAAAUAAAUAGUCCCAAUACCAUUAUGUUGUGUUUAAAUCUGUUGUUAGAAUCCGUGAAGCACAUUUUCAUGUCACAAGUUAUAUACUGCCAAAAUGUGGGAGUCCCCAUCCUGCCGAUCAUUACUUGGUAAAGGUGGAAAAUCCGUGUGAUCUGCCAGUAUUUAGGUUUUGUCAAAGUCUUUCAUUAAUGGUAGAGGAUAAAACACUGGCCAAAAGUGGUUUAUUGGAACAUAUCUGAUUACGUGCUAUUUUAGAAACACCUUGACAUUGAUUAUAUAUACCGUAUAGCAAGCUUUUUGUUAAACAUUGUCCUUCACAACUGAUAUGUCACAACUAACUUUGCCCAUUAUUAAAGGUGUCACAAUACUCUCACAGUAACUCCUGUAAGGUUGCUAAUGUGUACAAAGGUCUAGUGGUGAUGGAAUACCUUAUAUAGGAGGGAGGGAGAAUGUUUGGUGUUACUACUGGAGAUCUAGACAGUGAAUACCUGAUGUAGGAGGGAGUGAGAAUGUUUGGUGUUACUACUGGAGAUCUAGACAGUGAAUACCUGAUGUGAGAGGGAGAAUGUUUGGUGUUACUACUGGAGAUCUAGACAGUGAAUACCUGAUGUGAGAGGGAGGGAGAAUGUUUGGUGUUACUACUGGAGAUCUAGACAGUGAAUACCUGAUGUGAGAGUGAGAAUGUUUGGUGUUACUACUGGAUAUCUAGACAGUGAAUACCUGAUGUGAGAGGGAGAAUGUUUGGUGUUACUACUGGAGAUCUAGACAGUGAAUACCUGAUGUAGGAGGGAGGGAGAAUGUUUGGUGUUACUACUGGAGAUCUAGACAGUGAAUACCUGAUGUGAGAGGGAGAAUGUUUGGUGUUACUACUGGAGAUCUAGACAGUGAAUAUCUGAUGUAGGAGGGAGGGAGAAUGUUUGGUGUUACUACUGGAGAUCUAGACAGUGAAUACCUGAUGUGAGAGGGAGAAUGUUUGGUGUUACUACUGGAUAUCUAGACAGUGAAUACCUGAUGUGAGAGGGAGAAUGUUUGGUGUUACUACUGGAUAUCUAGACAGUGAAUACCUGAUGUGAGAGGGAGAAUGUUUGGUGUUACUACUGGAGAUCUAGACAGUGAAUACCUGAUGUAGGAGGGAGGGAGAAUGUUUGGUGUUACUACUGGAGAUCUAGACAGUGAAUACCUGAUGUGAGAGGGAGAAUGUUUGGUGUUACUACUGGAGAUCUAGACAGUGAAUACCUGAUGUAGGAGGGAGGGAGAAUGUUUGGUGUUACUACUGGAGAUCUAGACAGUGAAUACCUGAUGUGAGAGGGAGAAUGUUUGGUGUUACUACUGGAGAUCUAGACAGUGAAUACCUGAUGUAGGAGGGAGGGAGAAUGUUUGGUGUUACUACUGUAGAUCUAGACAGUGAAUACCUGAUGUGAGAGGGAGAAUGUUUGGUGUUACUACUGUAGAUCUAGACGGUGAAUACCUGAUGUGAGAGGGAGAAUGUUUGGUGUUACUAUUGGAUAUCUAGACAGUGAAUACCUGAUGUGAGAGGGAGAAUGUUUGGUGUUACUACUGGAGAUCUAGACAGUGAAUACCUGAUGUAGGAGGGAGGGAGAAUGUUUGGUGUUACUAUUGUAGAUCUAGACAGUGAAUACCUGAUGUGAGAGGGAGGGAGAAUGUUUGGUGUUACUACUGGAGAUCUAGACAGUGAAUACCUGAUGUGAGAGUGAGAAUGUUUGGUGUUACUACUGGAUAUGUAGACAGUGAAUACCUGAUGUGAGAGGGAGGGAGAAUGUUUGGUGUUACUACUGAAGAUCUAGACAGUGAAUACCUGAUUUGAGAGGGAGAAUGUUUGGUGUUCCUACUGGAGAUCUAGACAGUGAAUACCUGAUGUGAGAGGGAGAAUGUUUGGUGUUACUACUGGAGAUCUAGACAGUGAAUACCUGAUGUAGGAGGGAGGGAGAAUGUUUGGUGUUACUACUGGAGAUCUAGACAGUGAAUACCUGAUGUGAGAGGGAGAAUGUUUGGUGUUACUACUGGAGAUCUAGACAGUGAAUACCUGCUGUGAGAGGGAGGGAGAAUGUUGGUGUUCCCACUAGACAUGACAUGUUAAAUAGCAAUUAAUCCUUCAAGUUUUGAUGCAUGUCUCAUGACGAACAAAGACCAUGUUAUUUUUGUCUCCCAUAAUUUUUCUCAUAAACUUUCGUUGAAGUGAUCAAAUGUCAAGAUCACAUGCAUUUAAAAAUUUUGAAUUGUACAUGUGAACAAUUCCAUUUAUUUAAGGGCGAUUCACAAAGUCCCCCAACACAAUGUGAUUCAUUUUAUGUUGUAUACUGUAGAGAAGGAUUGAAGUAACUAUGAUUAUGCAAUAUGAUAUAUGAUACACACUGCUGUUGAUUAAAGCAAUGCUGUGGUCAUUGGUAAAGUUAUCCAAAUACUUCCCAGUAGUUUUUUUUUUUUCAAAAAUAUUUUUGAUAUUUAAAACAAAAAUUGUAUGAAGAACAGUGACAUAUUUAGCUUGAAAGCUAAUGGCAAGAUAAACCGAAUCGUAGAUACUGUUGAUUAGAGAAUGGCAAAACGUCAUGAAGAAAAAAUUAGCUGUCUUCGGAUAAUCUUGCAAUUUUCUGUAAUUUUAAAAUCAGUUUAAAUUUGUGAAUAAUGAGAGAGGUUGUUUUAACUUUUUACUUUCUCAGAAAUUUUUAAACUUUUGAUUCCUUCAUUUUACUUGAGUGUUAUAGUGAUAUCGAGUCAGUAUUAUGAAAUAAGUGAUCAUUUGUUACUGUUAUUUUGUAUAAUAAAGCUUGAAGGUCUUUCAAAAACAUUGUUAAAAAUGUCUGAAGGUCUGAGGUAAUUUCAAGUUAUGAUUUAGCAUGGUAUUUAUACCUAUCUUUUUUUUCGAGGAUGACUUACACACAGCAACACAAGGUAUUUGAUAGAUCUUGUGUUUAUAUUCCUGACAUUGCGAUGUGACAGGUAUUUAGCACUCAGUGCAAGGGGAGUAACUGUAGUUGUAGAAUACAUUCCAUUUGACUUGGAAAUGCACACAAAAAACACAAUUUUACAUCUACAUACUGCUUAAGUGAAUCGGAACAACAGCAGUGUUUUGAGUGAAGUAAGUUCACUCAUAAAGAACUGCCUUUUAAUUGAUUGUUAAUUAUUAAUUAAUUGACUUGUGAUAUGGUUGAGGAAGAGACGAAGUCGCUUGUGCCUUUGGUUUGCUUGCUGAAUGUUUUGGUUGACGUCCUGCCCAUAGGAGAUUCAAUGAUGAUAUUAGAAGUGGUAUUUAUGUCCUUUUAGUGCAUAUACGGAGUCAAAUUCUUAAUUUUAAUUUUCGUUAUAAACUAGUUAUUAACCAGGAAAUUAAGAAUUUACUUGAGAGCUGUCCUAUAUUUGGCUGUUGUAUAAUUCUUGGUCUACAGCAGACCAGGGGUGUGACCUCGUACAAUUUGUGUAUCCUUGUCCACAUUCCACUAUCAAAUCUUCAACUUUCCAAACAUAUUCAAAAUAUUCCUACACAUGAUUUAAACAAAUCUACACAUAGAUAAACUUUAUCAUUUAUAAUACUUUAGUAGUAAAAAAAAAUAAUAAUAUGGCAAAAUUUCUUUGUAAUAGACCUAUGUCCUUAAAAUUCUAGACAUGUUUAAAUCAGUAGUGAAUGAGAAAUUAAGUCAGAAGCUGAAUAGAUAUGGCAGGUGACAUUACAUUGUAGGCCGACAGUUGGUAGAUAGGUGGAGCAGUGAAUAGAUGUAGGAUUACAGUAAUGUCAGUUGGUAGGAAGACUACAGUUCUGACUGUGGGUAGAUAGGUGUACAACUAUGGUACUGACAGGGGUAGAUAGGUGUACAACUAUGGUACUGACGGGGGUAGAUAGGUGUACAACUAUGGUACAGACGGGGGUAGAUAGGUGUACAACUAUGGUACUGACGGGGGUAGAUAGGUGGACGACUAUGGUACUGACGGGGGUAGAUAGGUGGACAACUACAGUUCUGACGGUGGGUAGAUAGGUGGACAACUAUGGUACUGACGGGGUUAGAUAGGUGGACGACUAUGGUACUGACGGGGGUAGAUAGGUGGACGACUAUGGUACUGACGUGGGUAGAUAGGUGUACAACUAUGGUACUGACGGGGGUAGAUAGGUGGACGACUAUGGUACUGACGGGGGUAGAUAGGUGGACAACUAUGGUACUGACGUGGGUAGAUAGGGGGGGUAGAUAGGUGGACGACUACUGUACUGUAGGCCAACAGUGGGUAGACAAUAAGUAGAUUGAGGACUACAAGAUAAAACGAUGGAGGAUGAGUGGCUCCCAAUUUCUGAUGGUGAGAAUUACAUGGUGCUGUCAUGUGAGGGGUCAAAUGUAGGGAAAAAGACAUAAUUAUUUAAAUUAAAUCAUUAUUGUAAAUUUUUAGCUUGAAGUUUUUAAUUAUGCAAGAAUAUGAAAUGAUUGAUGAGCACUUUUUGCAUAUCAUUUGUAUAUCUCCACGUUUGCUUUUAUUGUCAUUGUUUGAAUGUUAUUAUUUUUUCAGGAAUCAAAACAUUUCUUCCAUAGAAAUGAAGUAUAAAAGUGCAAUGAUUUUUCUCCCCCCUUAUUAUUGUUAUUAUAAUGUUGACCUACCACACUAGUUGUAGCCUACUACAGUGUAUAGUACCGAUGUAUCCUGUGUAUAGCUCCUGUUAUUUACCUUGUGUUAACACUGAGUUUUAUAAACUACAACGUAUGUGUGAGUGUGGGUGUGCAUGUACAGUUUUGUAUGCAAUGUAGUGUUAUUACUUUUUGGUGAAAUCUUAUUGUUUUUGCCGAAAUUUCUGUGCGGAUUUUAGGUGUGGCAGCCACCUUGUAGAUAAAGCCAAUGGUAUUUUGCUUUGGAGUUAUAUAACCCAAGGAAGGUUUAUUAUUGCAAAGUUCCCACCACUAAUACAUACAGAUCUGUAAGGAGAGCUUAGCCAAUUAUUACUAUUAUUAUUGUAUAGUUUUAUAACACAAAUCAGUAACAUGUAAGUGCAAGAAAUGGUAAAAUAAAACCGCAAAAAUAAUAAAAUUACAUAAAUUCUUCUA